Messenger RNA from Cryphonectria parasitica EP155, 1135 nucleotides. Its product is annotated as GroES-like protein. Lineage: Eukaryota; Fungi; Ascomycota; Sordariomycetes; Diaporthales; Cryphonectriaceae. The record is from RefSeq and is a predicted model, not a curated record. Gene Ontology annotation, molecular function: oxidoreductase activity, acting on NAD(P)H. The transcript is spliced from 2 exons. The coding region runs from base 59 to 1135 and encodes 358 amino acids.
AUCAGCAACCUUUUGACUACUGCACACUCAAGAACAUUCGGUCGUUAAUUGAAUCAACAUGACGAAAAUGAAGGCUCUCGUUACACAAGGAGAAGGCAAAGUCUCAGUGCAGGAGAUUGACGUGCCCAAGCCUGCUGAGGGGGAGAUUCUGGUCCAGGUCACCUAUGUCGCUCAGAACCCUACAGACUGGAAAGCUGCCGGCUUUGCGAAGCCCGGCAUGAUCAGCGGCUGCGACUUCGCUGGCAAAGUCGCUGAGCCCAACGGCUCGUCCUGGAAAAAGGGACAGCGCGUCGCAGGCUUCGUACAAGGUUCCAGCAAGAACGGUCUCGGCGAGGAUCCCCUCCGCGGCGUAUUUGCUGAGUACUGCGUCAUCGAGAGCAGCUUGGUCUACAGCAUUCCCGACGACAUCAGCGACCAGCAGGCAGCGGUGAUCCCGCUCGCGUUCGCGACAGCUGUGCAGGGCUUGUUCCAGCGCCUGGCGCUCCCUGAGCCCAGCAAGCCGGCCACGUCCGCUUUCCCGCUGCUGGUCAGCGGUGGCGCGACCUCGGUGGGCAAGUACGCCAUCCAGCUGGGCAAGCUGGCAGGUCUGUUUGUCGUUGCCACCGGGUCGAAGCGCAAUCACGAGCUGCUCAAGUCCCUCGGCGCGGACGAGACGGUCGACUACAACGACAAGGACUGGCCGGAGCAGGUCCACAAGAUCACCCACGACGGGCUCGAGCACGCGUUCGACUGCAUUGCAGAGAAGGGCACAUACGAAGGCUGCGCGGCCGCCAUGUCCUCCACCAAGGGCGGACAUGUCGUGGGUCUGCUGCCCCCUGGAAAGAGCCGUGACGAGGUUGCCAAGAUCCACAGCAAGGUCAAGCUAGAAAGCACCAUCGUGUACACGGUCUUCGCGCGCGCCCUGAACUAUCCUAUGGACAACUGUGGCGGGGAGACGCCACAGGACAAAGCAAUUUGGGAGAAGUAUCUGGGACUGCUCCCUGAGCUUCUGAGCAGCGGGAAGGUCAAGCCGAACCGCAUCAGGGAGGUUGGCGGGCUGGAUGAUAUUCCGACAGGCUUCCAGGAGCAGAAGGAGGGUAAGGUCAGUGCUGAGAAGCUGGUGUACAAAAUCUCGGGGGCCUCGGGUAAGCUGUGA